Molecule: messenger RNA, 1127 nt
Organism: Oncorhynchus gorbuscha (pink salmon)
Lineage: Eukaryota; Metazoa; Chordata; Actinopteri; Salmoniformes; Salmonidae
Product: neurobeachin-like
Exons: 6
Coding region: 294-1127 (277 amino acids)
Source: RefSeq, a predicted model, not a curated record
CAGAGACAGAGACAGACAGAGAUACGAGAGAGGGUGCCGUUCUGCGGAGCAUAGAGAUAGCGCGUUUUAUUUAUGCAUUCCUUCGCACCAUUAAAGAAGAGGAGAGGUUAAUUUAUCGUUUCUUUUGUAAUUUCAUACUCCUUAUAACUCCCCCAUUCCCCAUAUUUUACUAUAUUUUUUUUUAGCAGCGGAACGACAGAAUUGUGGUCUAGAGCAGGUGUUUGAGAAAGAGACAAGAAAGAGACAAGAAAGAGACCCCAGCAGGCCGCUCCUCUCUCGUCUUUAAAGGGGAAAUGUCGAGCGAGAAACCGGCUACUGCACCUCCACUCUCACAUCCAGACAGAUCCGCUCCUCCCCCGGGCCCCGGUCAGCCGCAGGUCGUCACGGGCGCUGGUUCGGCUCCCAUCGGGGACAGGAUGGUCUCUGGAUCCGGUUCUAUGGUGCUCCAGGCCGGGGUCAUCAACCCCGCCGUGCCAAUCAGGAAUAUCCAAAUGAAAUUCGCAGUGCUGGUGGGUCUCAUUCAGGUUGGAGAGGUUAGCAACCGGGACAUCGUCGAAACGGUUCUCAACCUGCUGGUGGGGGGUGAGUUUGACCUCGAGAUGAACUUCAUCAUUCAGGACAGUGAGAGUAUCGGCUGUAUGGUCGACCUGCUGUCUCACUGCGAAGUCACCUGCCAGGCUGAGGUGUGGUCCAUGUUCACAGCCAUCCUGAGGAAGAGUGUGAGGAACCUUCAGACCAGCACAGAGGUGGGCCUCAUACAACAGGUCUUGUCCAAGCUGAGCUCUGUGGAUGACAUGAUCGCAGAUCUGCUAGUGGAUAUGCUGGGGGUGAUGGCCAGCUACAGUAUAACAGUGAAGGAGCUGAAACUUCUCUUCAGUAUGCUGAGGGGAGACAACGGUAUCUGGCCUAGACAUUCUAUCAAGUUGUUGUCUGUGUUGAACCUGAUGCCUCAGAGACACGGUCCAGACACCUUCUUCAACUUCCCUGGUCGCAGUGCAGCGGCCAUAGCGUUGCCUCCCAUCGCUAAGUGGCCUUACCAGAACGGCUUCACUCUCAACACCUGGUUCAGACAAGAUCCCCUCAACAACAUCAAUGUAGACAAGGACAAACCAUACCUCUACUGGUGA